This is a messenger RNA of Theobroma cacao (cacao), 1856 nucleotides long. It is a transcript of the gene MEE18, whose product is annotated as maternal effect embryo arrest 18. The record is from RefSeq and is a predicted model, not a curated record. NCBI's taxonomy places the organism in Eukaryota, Viridiplantae, Streptophyta, Magnoliopsida, Malvales, Malvaceae. Gene Ontology annotation, molecular function: LPPG:FO 2-phospho-L-lactate transferase activity.
UUGGAAAUAGCGGGAAUAUGGCGGACAGCUGCUUGGGACCCUUUUUCUAUAAAACCCCGCCUCCUUCUCCUCCUCGUCCUCCUCUUUUUCUUCUCCAAAUCCCAAGAUUACCUCUUCAUUUUCCCUCUAAAUCCAUGGCUGCCCAUUGCCAUUGCUCCUCUAACCCUCGACCUUCCCAGCCUUCCUUACUCGUCUUCUCUGGUGGCACGGCAUUCAAUGGCGUUGUAGAAGAGCUUAAGAAGUUAACAGUUCGCGUCGCUCAUGUUCUUCCAGUUUCUGAUGAUGGAGGAAGUACAGCGGAGAUUGUUCGCGUGCUCGGUGGUCCUGCUGUUGGGGACAUAAGGUCAAGAUGUUUGAGAUUGGCUGACCAAAGCACUUCUGAGGCUCUUGCUGUCCGAAGAUUGCUUGGUCAUCGUUUGCCUAUCAAUCCACAGCAAGCCAAGUCAGAAUGGUACAAAAUUGUGGAAGGAGGACAUUCACUAUGGGAAGGUGUAUCAAAACCAUACAGGGAAACAAUUCGAGCUUUUCUGGCUUAUUUCCAAAAUGAGAUUCUGAGAAGGCCUAAUGAAUCAUUUUGUUUCAGUAAUGGCAGCAUUGGGAAUUUUUUCUUUGCAGGAGCACGUGUAUUUUUUCAGUCUUUAGAUGCCGCAAUUUUUCUGUUUUCACGUGUUUCAGAUAUUCCUGCAGAAAGUUUGGUCCUCCCAGUCAUUUCAACCAAUGGCAGGCUUACAUUAGGAUGUGAAUUAUGGGAUGGGACAAUCAUACGAGGCCAGAAUGAAAUUUCUCAUCCAACCAAUGGAUCCAUGGGACCUGUAGAUAAGGGAAGAUCGUCAGUUCCAGCUCUUCCUUCGAGAAUAAAAAGGGUAUUCUACAUGUCAAGCGAGGGUACGAAUUCACUACAUGAGGUCUUUCCCACAGUAAACCCAGCUGUUCUGGAGCAGUUGUCGAAUGUGGACUGCAUUGUUUAUGCUAUGGGCUCUCUAUUCACUUCCCUCUGCCCAUCAUUGGUCUUACUUGGCAUUGGGGAGAUCAUUUCUUCUAGGUCCUGUCCUAAGGUACUUCUGUUGAAUGGUACUCAUGAUCGAGAGACAACUGGCUUCUCUGCAUCUUCCUUUGUAACUGCCAUUACAGAUGCUCUGAAUCGAACAUAUGGAGAUUCUCAUAAUUGUUUAAAAAAACUUCCAAAUCAGUACAUCAAUACUCUUUUGGUGCCCAAAGAUGGUGAAAUUCCCAUAGAUGUUCAAUGCUUGUCUUCCCAAGGAAUCUUUGAUGUGGUCAUUGUAGACUCCAUACGUGACCCAAAAGUGGGUGUAAUUUUUGAUUCGGAGUCAUUGAUAAAUGCUCUUGGCAAUGUGGUGAGCAGAUACAUGAGGAACAAGGAUUAACGAAACAUGAACCCUCUAGUUGGUUUCUGGAAGAGCAGAAUAUAUUUGUGUGGCUACCAAAUCCUUCAAUCAGAAUUAUUUAUGAGGUAUGUGGAAUGGGAAAUAAACAUCAGCAGCCGCUUUCUAAAUAUGCUGCAACUUCCCUUCUUACUGAGAGAAGCAGAUAUCUUCCAUUAACGGUGUCUACUAAAAUGCAAUUACUAAUUCAAGAUUUGUGGCAUAUGUUGUGAUAUAAGUGGUAGUUCUAAAUCAGUUGAAUUGUUCAUGGCAUUAUGGUCAUCAGAGGAAAACAUGUGAUGCCAUAUAAACUGUACAAAAUUGACGUAAACGAGAUUUUUCCAAGUUAGAUUGUACUUUCUGGGAAGUUUGCAGUAUGACAUUUCUACAGCCGUUGGGCCUUAACACUAGAUCAUGUUCAAACUCAUUUACAUGUAUUCCAUUUCUUUUGUUAUUCCUGCUUUGAAAUCUUCA